UUGGGAUGUAAAGAGUAUUUAUACAAGUUAAAUUAUAUGAAUCUGCUUCUUUGAGUAUGAUAUCAAAGCUUUUAGAGAUGGAUAAUAGCCUAAAUGAUGAAUUUUGAUUCCAAGAGUUUCAACUGCCUAUUGGUAGAUUACAAAUAACCAAUUAUAAUCAUCCUAGUUUUAUUUACGUUAGUAACCCCAAAUCAUUUGCCAAACAAAUAACUUCUAUUUUCAUCCAUGUUCAAAGCCCCAAACCUAAAACUGCACACGAAUAUAAUAAUCAUUAUAAACAUUAGUUCCUAUGAUCAUGAUCAAAUGCAUCCCACCCUCUUCUAUAAAAUCUCUUAAUCACAAAUGGAACAAAUAUCUAAUAUUUUGGAACACGUAUGUACUAUUUUCACUGUAAAUACUCCUGGUUGUCAUUGCUUCCUUAAAAUUUUUUUGAAUGCGAAAGGAAUUAAGCGCGACUCACUUAGUGCAUAUUUGACUUCUAAAAGGGAAAUAAUAAUAAAUGCAAAAACCGAAACAAGCAAAACAGAUGAAAUCAUUUGUCGUGAAGUUCAAAAUAAGCUUACUGUGCCUCAGAAUGUGAUGGCUGAAAACUCUAAAAUCAUGUUAUUACGAAAUGGUCUCCUUUUAAUUGAUAUUCCAUAUAUGUCUUUUGAUUCAAGUAAACCAAAACAAAGUAAAGAAUGUGAUGGUAUAACAUUACAGGAAUGCAAAAGUUCUAUUCCGAACGAGCCUGAUAUGGAACUGGAUAAUGGUGAAAAAUUACCAACACAACAUCUUGAUCGACAUAAAACUAUACGCGAAGGGAAUAAACUCAUUUUAGUGAUCCCCUUAGAUAAAAAUUUCAAGGAAGAGAAUAUAAAGGUCACUGUUGUACAACGUUCAGUAUGCAUAACAAUUACUAACCUUGAUUAUUCAAUAGUGAAACAUAACUCUAAUAAAUCUGAUUCCAAACAUCUUGUCCAAAGAACAUAUUAUAAAGAAUAUGAGGCUUCUGAUUGUAUUCCUGAUCCUGAAUCAAUUAAUUUUUAUGUUGAUAAUAAUCGUCUUAUUGUUAAUUUAAACAUAACCAAAACGUCACAACAAUCUCAGAUAAUAUGAAAAGUCCUCUUAUACAGAACCUCAUUUUAUAAAUAGUAACAGUGGGAAAGUGUUUGAUUAUUUUGAAUUUUAUUUUUUCAACAUGGACUGUAAUUUAUCAUACUACUCUGUUACAAAACAAAAUGUAAUGACAGACACGAAUCAUUUGCAAACAUAAUACAACAUUCAUUUAAAUGUUGUUCUGUAUAGGAACAAUUGGAUGAAUAUGCUGUGCUUACAUAUACACACAUUCAUAUCUUUAGUACAAUUUUGUUUUUGGUGGGUAACGUUUUCUUCCUGUGAAAAAUGCACAUUGGAAUCACAUGAAUGAAACUUGUUUUGAACUUGUAUUCAUAACAUAGACUUCUUUUAUGUUUAAUUCAAUAAACAAGCUAUUUCCCAUAUGUCGUAUAUAAAUCUAGCUAAACAUAAUCUCAUAUGUAGUGACCUACUUUUAUCAAGAUAACGCGAUUGGUGUAAU
This is a messenger RNA of Schistosoma margrebowiei, 1558 nucleotides long. Lineage: Eukaryota; Metazoa; Platyhelminthes; Trematoda; Strigeidida; Schistosomatidae. The record is from the annotation of a GenBank genome assembly.